AUGGGGGGCAAUCGCCUCAUGCCAAUCAACGCCUCGCUCAAGCCACUUAGCGAUCGAGCGGCCUUUUGCUGCUCUUGCCGGUAUAACCCGAAUACCGCGCCCUCACAUCACACGAAGAAUCGUCAACUACGCAACACCCCCACCCUCCUCACCACUACCCCCACCUCCUCCCUAGGCGCCCACAAAGCCUCGCCUAGCAUGGGCCUGAACGAGGAUUUCGACGACCGACAGAUUCACCUCGAGGCUGAGAAAGAAGAAUACACGCCAUAUGAGUAUCAGACCGAGAACAAUGGGUCUUGGGCUGGUGCCCUGCCCGUGAAGCAGGGUCUUUACGACCCCUCGUUUGAGAAAGAUGCUUGCGGUGUCGGCUUCGCCUGCCACAUGAAGGGCAAGGCCAGCCACAAGAUUGUCAGCGAUGCUCGCAACCUGCUGUGCAACAUGACCCAUCGUGGUGCCGUGGGUUCGGAUGCACGAGACGGUGAUGGCGCCGGCGUCAUGACUUCGAUCCCCCACCGCUUCUUCAUCAAGAACUUUGAAAAGGAGCAAGACAUCAAACUCCCGCCCCAAGGCCAGUACGCCGUGGGUAACUUGUUCUUCAAGCCCGACGCGGAGACCUUUGUUGAGUCAAAGAGGCAGCUGGAAGAUGUUGCCGAGUCGUUGGGCCUUCGAGUCCUGGGAUGGCGCCAGCCCCCCGUCGACUCGACCCUCCUGGGUCCCGCCGCCAAGUCGCGCGAGCCCAUCAUCGCACAACCCUUUGUUGUCCUCGCUUCGGCCUAUGGAACCGGCGUGGUCCCAGAGAACACCGAUCCCGAGAAGUUCGACGAGAGGCACUUUGAGCGCCAGCUGUACGUGUUGCGGAAACGUGCCACGCACACCAUUGGUCUCCAGAACUGGUUCUACAUCUGCUCCCUGUCGAACAAGAACAUUGUCUACAAGGGUCAGCUAUCCCCCGUCCAGGUUUACUCCUACUACCACGAUCUUGUCAACGCCGACUAUGAGGGUCACUUUGCCCUUGUGCACUCGCGUUUCUCUACCAACACAUUCCCAUCGUGGGACCGCGCGCAGCCCCUGCGCUGGGCCGCUCACAAUGGUGAGAUCAACACACUGCGAGGCAACAAGAACUGGAUGCGCGCCCGAGAGGGUGUCAUGAACUCAGACGUCUUCAAGGAGGAGCUUGAGCAGCUGUAUCCUAUUGUUGAGGAUGGCGGCUCUGACUCGGCCGCCUUCGACAACGUGCUCGAGCUGCUCACCAUCAACGGUGUUCUUUCACUGCCUGAGGCUGUCAUGCUCAUGGUUCCCGAGGCGUGGCAAGGCAACGAUGACAUGGAUCCCAAGAAGGCUGCCUUCUACGAGUGGGCUGCCUGCCAGAUGGAGCCUUGGGAUGGCCCAGCUCUGUUCACCUUUGCUGAUGGUCGGUUCUGCGGUGCCAAUCUGGACCGCAAUGGUCUGCGCCCUUGCCGUUUCUACGUCAUGGACGACGACCGCAUCGUUUGCGCUUCCGAAGUUGGAACCAUCCCCAUUGAGCCCGAGCGCGUCAUCCAGAAGGGUCGUCUCCAGCCCGGGCGCAUGUUGCUUGUCGACACGCAAGCUGGUCGAAUGAUUGACGACAAGGAGCUCAAGGAUGCUGUUGCCAGCCGUCACGACUUCCGCACAUGGCUCGAUAACCAGCUGAUUACUAUGCCCAAGGUUCUCGAGAAAAUGUCUAGCUCCAUGGACGUCGCUGCCAAACUCGAUGACAACGUCAUUCAGGAGGACCCUCUCUUGCUGUCUUUCGGUUACACUCACGAGCAGGUCAGCCUGUUGCUCGGCCCCAUGGCCAAUGACGAAAAGGAGGCCCUUGGUUCUAUGGGCAAUGACGGCCCUCUUGCCUGCUUGACCCAGGCUCCCCGUCUCCUCUAUGACUAUUUCCGCCAGCUCUUCGCCCAGGUCACCAACCCUCCCAUCGACCCGAUCCGUGAGUCCAUUGUGAUGUCUCUCGAGUGCUACGUCGGUCCCCAGGGCAACCUGCUCGAGAUGGAUGCAGGUCAGUGUGGUCGUCUGCUGCUGCCCAGCCCCGUCCUCUCCAUUCCCGAGUUCAACUCGAUCAAGAAUAUGGCCUCUGUCUGGCCCGAGUGGACUGUAAAGACGAUUGACCUGACCUUCCCCAAGGUGGAGGGUGUUGAGGGUUACAUCAAGCACCUUGAUCAGAUCUGCAAGGAGGCCGAUGCCGCCAUCGAGGCUCGCGACCGCGUUAUUGUCCUCUCUGACCGUAACACCUCGGCUGACCGAGUCCCUGUUUCCGCCGUCCUGGCUUCCGGUAUGGUGCACCACCACUUGGUUGCCAACAAAUGGCGUUCCAUGGCUGCUCUGGUUGUUGAGACUGCCGAAGCUCGUGAAGUCCACCACAUGUGUGUUCUUCUCGGCUAUGGCGCUGAUGCUGUCAACCCUUACCUCGCUAUGGAGUGCAUUCUGAAGCUGAACCGUGAGGGUCUUGCCAAGAGGCCACUCGACGACGAGUCACUGAUUCGCAACUACAAGCACUCUUGUGACGGCGGUAUCCUCAAGGUCAUGAGCAAGAUGGGUAUCUCCACCCUAGCUUCAUACAAGGGCGCUCAGAUCUUCGAGAUUCUGGGACUCGAUGACGACGUUGUUGAGCGUUGCUUCCGCGGUACCGCGUCUCGCAUCAGGGGCAUGACCUACGAGCUCAUUGCUCAAGAUGCGUUCCGUUUCCACGAGCGUGGUUUCCCUACACGUUCCACUGUCAAUAUCAAGGGCCUUCCCGAGUCUGGCGAGUAUCACUGGCGUGACGGCGGUGAGCCGCACAUCAACGAUCCUACUUCGAUCGCCAAUAUCCAGGAUGCUGUCCGCACUAAGAACGAUAAGUCCUACGAGGCAUACUCGCGUUCUGAGUACGAGCAAAUCAAGUCUUGCACGCUCCGCGGUAUGUUGGACUUCAAGUUUGAGGAUCGGGAGGCCAUUCCCAUUGACCAGGUUGAGCCUUGGACCGAGAUUGUUCGUCGUUUCUGCACGGGUGCCAUGUCCUACGGUUCCAUUUCUAUGGAGUCCCACUCCACUCUUGCCGUUGCCAUGAACCGUCUCGGAGGCAAGUCCAACACCGGUGAAGGUGGUGAGGAUCCUGAGCGCUCUGAGCGCAUGGCCAACGGCGACACGAUGCGCUCUGCUAUUAAGCAAGUUGCAUCUGGUCGUUUUGGUGUCACAGCUGCCUAUCUUGCGGACUCUGAUGAGCUCCAGAUCAAGAUGGCCCAGGGUGCCAAGCCCGGUGAAGGUGGCGAGCUGCCUGGCCACAAGGUCUCCAAGUCCAUUGCUCGCACCCGUCACUCCACGCCCGGUGUUGGUCUGAUUUCGCCCCCUCCUCACCACGACAUCUACUCCAUUGAGGAUCUGAAGCAGCUCAUUUACGAUCUCAAGUGCUCCAGCCCCCGAUCGCGCGUUUCCGUCAAGCUCGUAUCUGAGGUUGGUGUUGGUAUUGUCGCCUCUGGUGUCGCCAAGGCCAAGGCCGACCACAUCCUGAUUGCGGGUCACGACGGUGGUACCGGUGCCUCGCGCUGGACUGGUAUCAAAUACGCCGGUCUCCCAUGGGAGCUGGGUCUUGCCGAGACUCACCAGACUCUGGUUCUCAACGAUCUCCGUGGCCGUGUCGUCGUGCAGACCGAUGGUCAGCUGAAGACAGGCCGUGAUGUCGCCAUUGCUUGUCUGCUUGGUGCUGAGGAAUGGGGUUUCGCUACCGCUCCUCUCAUCGCCAUGGGCUGUGUUUUCAUGAGGAAGUGCCACUUGAACACCUGCCCUGUCGGUAUUGCCACUCAGGACCCUGACCUGCGUAAGAAGUUUGAGGGAACACCCGAGCAUGUCAUCAACUUCUUCUACUACGUUGCCAACGAGCUCCGUGCCAUCAUGGCCCAGCUUGGUUUCCGCACCAUCAACGAGAUGGUUGGUCAUGUCGAGGUCCUCAAGAUGCGCGACGACCUCCGCACCAACAAGACUCAGAACAUUGACCUGUCACUGCUCCUGACGCCUGCUCACAAGCUUCGCCCUGGCGUCGCCACUUUCAAUGUUCGCAAGCAGGAUCACAAGCUCUAUGUCCGCCUGGACAACAAGCUCAUCUCUGAAGCCGAAUUGACCCUCGACAAGGGCCUGCCCUCGCGCAUUGAGUGCGACAUCGUCAACACUGAUCGUGCCAUGGGCACUUCGUUGUCUUACCAGAUUGCGAAGCGCUAUGGCGAGGCUGGUCUGCCAUUGGAUACCGUGCACGUCAAUAUCAAGGGAUCCGCUGGUCAAUCCUUUGGUGCUUUCCUGUCACCUGGUGUGACCCUGGAGCUUGAGGGUGAUGCCAACGAUUACGUCGGCAAGGGUCUCUCAGGUGGUCGCUUGAUCGUCUACCCUCCCCGCUCUGCCGUUUUCAAGGCUGAGGACAACGUCAUUAUCGGCAACGUCUGUCUGUACGGUGCGACAAGCGGUACCUGCUUCUUCCGUGGUGUUGCUGCUGAGCGCUUCGCUGUCCGCAACUCCGGUGCCACAGCUGUCGUUGAAGGUCUCGGUGACCACGGCUGCGAGUACAUGACCGGUGGCCGCAUUCUCUGCUUGGGCAGUACGGGCCGCAAUUUUGCGGCCGGUAUGUCUGGAGGUAUUGCAUACAUCCUAGAUGUCGAUCGCACUUUCCAGGGCAAGCUCAACACGGAGAUGGUGGAGGCCGGACCUCUGGAUGAUCCUGUCGAGAUCGCCUUUGUCCGUGGUCUGAUUGAGGAUCACCACCACUACACUGGUUCCGAGCUUGCUGCCCGUAUCCUUGUCGACUUCAACCGUGCACUGCCACGCUUCGUCAAGGUCCUUCCCGUCGACUACAAGCGCGUCCUCGAGCAGGAGGCUGCCGAGGCUGCCGAGGCUAAGCGUGCCGAAUAUAACCUUCCUGUCGUCUCCGGCGUUCACCAGAAGAAGGAUUCCGAGAAGGCUGCCAAGCUCCAGGAUCUCGAAGAGGCGGUCGGUGACAGCGCUGUCGAGAAGAAGCGCGCCCUUGUCCUCGACAAGACCAAAGGCUUCAAGAUGUACGCUCGUCGUUCCGAGAAAUACCGUGCUGCUGCCACUCGUACCAAGGACUGGGCCGAGCUGAGUUCGCGUCUCAAUGAGGAUGAGCUCAAAUACCAGUCUGCUCGUUGCAUGGACUGCGGUGUUCCGUUCUGUCAGUCCGAAACUGGAUGCCCGAUCUCCAACAUCAUCCCCAAAUGGAACGAAUUAGUGUUCCAGGGCCAGUGGAAAGACGCUCUCAACCGUCUUUUGAUGACCAACAAUUUCCCCGAGUUCACUGGUCGUGUCUGCCCUGCUCCCUGCGAAGGUGCUUGCGUCCUGGGCAUCAACGAGGACCCCGUCGGCAUCAAGUCCAUCGAGUGCGCCAUCAUCGACCGUGGUUUCGAAAUGGGCUGGAUGGUUCCCACUCCUCCCCCGGUACGCACUAGCAAGAACAUUGCCAUCAUUGGUUCUGGUCCUGCUGGUCUUGCCUGCGCCGACCAGCUCAACCGCGCCGGCCACACGGUCACUGUGUACGAGCGGGCCGACCGCCUGGGUGGUCUUUUGAUGUACGGUAUUCCCAACAUGAAACUUGACAAGCGCAUUGUCAAGCGUCGUACCGAUUUUAUGGCUGCCGAGGGCGUGAAGUUCGUCACUGGCGUUGCCAUUGGCGAAGACGGCCAAGAGUCGCUGGCUGACCUCCGUGGCAAGAACGACGCCGUUGUCAUUGCCACGGGUGCCACUGUUGCCCGUGACCUGCCUAUCAAGGGUCGUGAGCUCGAGGGCAUCCACUUUGCCAUGGAGUUCUUGCACAAGAACACCAAGUCUCUCCUCGACUCUGAGCUGGCAGACAACACAUACAUCUCUGCCAAGGACAAGAAUGUUGUUGUCAUUGGCGGUGGUGACACAGGUAACGAUUGUAUCGGUACUUCUGUCCGUCACGGGGCCAAGUCUGUGACCAACUUUGAGCUGCUGCCUCAGCCUCCCCCGGAGCGUGCCAGUGACAACCCCUGGCCCCAGUGGCCUCGCGUUUAUCGUGUGGACUACGGUCACUCUGAAGUGCGCCAACACACCGGCAAGGACCCUCGUGAAUACUGCAUCAUGUCCGAGGAGUUUGUCGACGACGGCAGCGGCAAGGUGAAGGGUAUCAACACCAUCCGCGUCGAGUGGACUCGCUCGCCCACUGGUGGAUGGGACAUGAAGAAGGUCGAGGGCUCGCAAGAAUUCUUCCCUGCCGAACUUGUCUUCCUCUCCAUGGGUUUCCUCGGCCCCGAGGCUCGCGUCUUGGGUGACGAGAUUGAGAAGGAUGCUCGCAAGAACGUGAAGACUGCGCCUGGCAAGUACGCCACAAACAUUGACGGAGUCUUCGCCGCUGGCGACGCCCGCCGUGGCCAGUCGCUGAUUGUCUGGGGUAUCAACGAAGGCCGCAUGGCUGCCCGCGAGGUUGACUUGUAUCUGGAGAAGAGCACCAACCUUCCUGUCACUGGUGGUAUCGUCAAGCGCACCGCGCAGGAGAUUUUCCACCAGGUCGAGGCUCAGGCACAUGCUCAGGCUUUGGCUGCCUAG
Molecule: messenger RNA, 6564 nt
Organism: Emericellopsis cladophorae
Lineage: Eukaryota; Fungi; Ascomycota; Sordariomycetes; Hypocreales; Bionectriaceae
Product: glutamate synthase
Exons: 4
Coding region: 1-6564 (2187 amino acids)
Molecular function (GO): iron-sulfur cluster binding; flavin adenine dinucleotide binding; FMN binding
Source: RefSeq, a predicted model, not a curated record